Molecule: messenger RNA, 615 nt
Organism: Cotesia congregata
Lineage: Eukaryota; Metazoa; Arthropoda; Insecta; Hymenoptera; Braconidae
Source: the annotation of a GenBank genome assembly
AUGGAGUAUCGUGUUUUUGAUUAUCUUUUUAAACUCCUCCUUAUUGGAGACUCUGGAGUAGGAAAAUCAUGUUUGCUACUACGUUUUGCUGAUGAUACUUAUACGGAGAGUUACAUUAGUACUAUUGGUGUUGAUUUCAAGAUAAGAACUAUUGAUCUUGAUGGUAAAACGAUAAAACUUCAAAUAUGGGAUACUGCUGGACAAGAACGUUUUCGAACUAUUACGAGUUCUUAUUACAGAGGAGCACACGGGAUCAUCAUUGUUUAUGAUUGCACAGAUCAAGACUCAUUUAAUAAUGUUAAACAGUGGUUAGAAGAAAUUGACCGCUAUGCUUCUGACAAUGUUAACAAGUUAUUGGUCGGCAAUAAAUGUGAUUUAAAUGUCAAAAAAGUCGUUGAUUACGCUACUGCUAAGGAAUACGCUGAUCAAUUAACUAUACCAUUUCUUGAGACUUCAGCGAAAAAUGCUAUGAAUGUAGAACAAGCUUUCAUGACUAUGGCAGCAGAAAUAAAAGCACGAGUUGGUCCACCAUCAGGUACAGAUGCUGAUCCAGCUCAUAAAGUGAAGAUAAAUCAAGGUCGCGAUGUUGAUGCGCCUAAAUCAGGAUGUUGCUGA